AUGCUUUUUAAAUUAGGACUAUUCUUCUUUAUUUGGUGUCUGCUCGGCCUCCAAGCGAGUCAAGUUAAAGACAGCCGGGACCAUGGUAUUUCAGGACUCCGAGAUGUGAGGUACCGGCACUUUUUAGAAGCUUCUAGAAUGACGAAAUAUAACAGUAACAAAGCGAAAACCGGCGAGGAAGGACAUCGGAGGAGGAGAUCCACCUUUCUCACGACGGGUGUCAAAGUAUGCCCUCACGAGACCAUGAAAGCUGUCAUCGGCAGCCAUCGAGCCUACUACAAGCUUCGAGUUUGUCAGGAAGCCAUUUGGGAGGCCUUUCGUAUCUUCCUGGACAGGGUACCAAACACGGAGGAGUAUCGAUCGUGGGUUUACACUUGCCAACAUGAAAACCUCUGUAUGGAUGACCUGGCUCAAAACUUCAGUAGUUCUCAGGAGCAUUUGGAAAUGGUGGCCCGAAGAGUGGCUGAGCAGGCUGAGCUUGAUGGUGUUGUAAUGGAAACACCGGAACCGGGAGUAGAAUGUGAGUUAAAAACAAGCACGUGGACCCCCCCGGUGAUUUUCAUUCCAACAGAAGAUGAUGCGACAAAAGAAGAGCCGAAAAUGAUCAAAGAGAAGUACGGGGAGCACAUUGUGGAGUUUAACGCGACCAUUGUGGAGCCAUCAUACAUUGAGCUAUUGCUUGAUCCUCAGGCAGCUGACGCCGAUGACAUCACUGGGGAAAUAACCGACAAGAUGCUUCAUGCACUUAAAAAAAUUCCAGGGUUCAAAGAAAUUCGUUUGCUGAGAUUCAGCUCAGAGGAUGUGACUCUGCAUUAUGCUGCGGUCUUUGAUGGAGACAUUGAACUCAGUGAUGAUCCGGAGCCUUUAGACUGGCAGGCAAAUGUGGAUGCUCCUACAUUGAGGCAUAUGAUGUUGAAAGCGUUACAAAAGGAGUCAUCUCUUCCGCUGGACAUCCAGAAAUUAACCUUCGAAGCUGUUACUACAGCUUACCCCGAUGCAGAGCUCAGUAUGUACACCCCUGGUAUAGAUGUAGAUAGCACUUCAAAGUUUCACCCCACAGUGGCAGCAAAAGAAAACCCAUUUGAAAGUAUUAAAAUCACAGAUAGUUCUGUGCCGUCCUUGGUGACCACACUCCCAGAAACCACCUCUGCACCUACAGCUGAUGAGGUGCCAAUGGGAGCUGCAGUGGAGGAGGCGUCAGCAGGUGAUUCUUCAGGAGAGUUGAGUGUUAUCAUCAUACCAGGGACAACGCCAGGAGCCAUUCAAGAGCAGGGACAAGAUGUGGAGGUCAAGGACACAAGUGCAAUGGAAGCUAACAGUGGAGAACAUGAAGGGGCAAACACAGGAGACUUCUUAACUUCGUCACCACCAGGGGCCAAUCCAGAAAUAGAGAUCAUUGAUGAAUCUCACCUCUCUGGCACAGAAACUGCAUUAUUUCAUGAGGAUGCCAUUAUAGGCAUGGAAACAGAGCCCGACGUGGACCUGAAACCAUCACCUACAAACAAAGGUGAUGCUUCCGUUGAAGUCACCAAUGAAGUAUCAUUUAUUGUCACAACCAAAGCCCCGAUGGAGGUUUCCAGUGCAGCCAACAGUGACUCUCUUAAUGAAGUUCCCGUUGAAGACCUCAGCAAAAUCCUUAACGAAACCCCAAGUGAGGCGUCCAGCAUCAUUUCAAACGAAGUCUCCAGUGAAAUUCCUAGUGACAUCCCUACAAAGGUCUCCAGUAAAAAUCCUACAACUAUUAGUGAUAUCCCCAAAAAGGUCUCCAGUCAAGCGCCCAGUGAAACCUUCAGCAAGGCCCCAGGGCUAGUCCACGUCUCCAGCGAAGUACCUAGUGAAUCACCCAUGGAAGUCCCCAAAGAAGUCUUUAGCAAUGAGCCCGACAAGAUCUCCAGUAAAGCUCCCGGUGUUAUCACCACUAAUGUCCCUAAUGAAGCCUCCAGCGAGUCCCAUAGCAUUGUGCCCAGUUCUCUCCCAGUUGAAGUCCACAGUGAAGCCCCUAGUGAAGCAUACAAAGUCACUACCGAAGUCGGUGGUCAGGCCCACAAAGGAACCACCGUUGAAGUCUUUGACAGUUUCUCUCCUCAAACCCCCAGCAUGACCCAUAAUGAGUUUCCCAGCGAAAUCUCUAGUGAAGCUCCCGGUGAAACCGGCAACAUAGUCACCAGUGAAACCCCCAGCGCUGUCAUCACUGAAGCCCACAGUAAAGCCUCUAGUGAAGUUCCAGUUGAGGCCCCCAAUGAAGUCCCCAAUCCAAUCCCCACGACAGCACCCAGCAUUUUUUCCAGUGAAGUCAGCCACAGCGAUUACCCCGACACAGUCCCCACUGAGAACGAUGGAGCCGAUUCGAGCAGAGUGACCCCAGCAUUGGCAAACCCACCAAACUCCAACAUUCAGGAUGAUGUAGAGCCAAAACAAGGCAGGACUGAAAUGACCGAGCCUCUGGAGGAGGACAUCAGUAGUGUUAUAUACCCUUCAGAGGCUGACGAACGGUCCACAGCAGGCCCGGCCUCGAGACAAGCCAGUACUCCCGUAAUGGCUGCGGUGCAGCAGAGAAGAGACUUAGUGGUUUUCUUUAGCCUGAGGGUGACGAACAUGCUGUUUUCUGACGAUCUGUUCAACAAGACCUCGCCAGAAUAUAGAUCACUGGAGAAUACCUUUCUCGAGCUGCUUUUACCCUACCUCGAGUCCAACCUGACCGGAUUCAAGCAACUGGAAAUCCUCAACUUUCGUAACGGCAGCGUGGUGGUGAACAGCAGGUUGAAGCUGGACAAGGAGGUGCCGUACAACGUGACCGAAGCCGUGCAUUGCGUGCUAGAAGACUUCUGUAAUGCCGCGUCCAAGCGGCUCGACAUCGAGAUUGAUAGCCGCUCCUUGGAGAUAGAACAAGCUGACGAAGCCGACCCGUGCAAGUUCCUGGCCUGUAAUGAGUUUUCACGCUGCGUGGAGAACAGUUGGAACAACGAGGCGGAGUGUCUUUGCGACCCGGGUUACAGCGCGGUGGACAGCCUGCCGUGUCAGAGCGCGUGCGACCUGCAGCCGGACUACUGCCUCAAUGGAGGGCUGUGUGAAAUCAUCCCAGGCCAUGGAGCCGUAUGCAGAUGCCCCGUAGGCAAAUACUGGCACUACCACGGAGAGCGCUGCAGCGAGCUGGUUUCGGUGCCACUCGACCCGUCGUUAAUUAUAACCUGCCUCGUGGGAAGCCUCUGCCUCGUUUGCGCCAUCAUCGGCAUUCUGGUGUUCAUUAACAAGAAAUGCGCCGCGACGAGGAAGGCGGUGACUUUGGUGCACAGCCUUGCUCCCUAUGCCUUUGAAAAUACUUUGAGGGUGAACCCAGUGUACGAAAAUGACGAUGGCAUCUUAAGCCAAGUGUCUACGUUGCCGUGUCCCUCCAGCUCGGCCUCGUCCCACUCUCACCAGUCUGAGCAGGAGCUGUAUGCCUCGGUCGAAAAUAUACAUCUCAGUAUCGAGAUCCCCAGAAAACUCUACACCACGAGAUCCGAAAAGUUAGUAUCGGAGCUGGUGGACUUCCAUCAAUGCAUCCCACACAACGAGACGUGGCGACUACCAAAUGAAUACAGAGCGUGUUUUCUUCUGUGGACAUCAGACAGCGAGGGCGGUGAGGCCACUGUGGUGUGA
Messenger RNA from Nerophis lumbriciformis (worm pipefish), 3639 nucleotides. The record is from RefSeq and is a predicted model, not a curated record. Lineage: Eukaryota; Metazoa; Chordata; Actinopteri; Syngnathiformes; Syngnathidae.